Olea europaea var. sylvestris is the source of this 1408-nucleotide messenger RNA. Its product is annotated as acetylglutamate kinase, chloroplastic-like. Gene Ontology annotation, cellular component: chloroplast thylakoid; cytoplasm. The record is from RefSeq and is a predicted model, not a curated record. Gene Ontology annotation, molecular function: acetylglutamate kinase activity; L-glutamate N-acetyltransferase activity, acting on acetyl-CoA as donor; arginine binding. The transcript has 2 exons. NCBI's taxonomy places the organism in Eukaryota, Viridiplantae, Streptophyta, Magnoliopsida, Lamiales, Oleaceae. The coding region runs from base 139 to 1176 and encodes 345 amino acids. Gene Ontology annotation, biological process: L-arginine biosynthetic process.
UUUCAAUAACAUGGGGACCCUCAAUUUGAUUUUUUCCACAAUAAAUCACCUGUACGUAGGGUUUCGGCGUCGGGGCCAUCUCCACCUCCACCGCAGGGUUGCCCUUCAGGCCCUUUUUCUCAAAGCCUUCAAUAAACAAUGUUGGCUGCUAAAACUCUUCCUCUGAUUUCUCCUCUGUCGACCUCUUCAAAAAUCUCUGAUGAUUUUUCAAUUUCAUUCAAGAACUUCGUUCCGGUCACGAAACGCAUUGGAAAAAGCAAAAUCACAUGUCUCAGUUCAUCUUCAGAAUCGGUAAUUGCCCCGGAAAUAGAUACCCAAUCCACCCCAGCUCAAACUCGGGUCAAGAUUUUAUCUGAAGCACUACCCUUUAUUCAGAAAUUCCGUGGCAAGACUAUAGUAGUUAAAUAUGGAGGAGCUGCAAUGAAGUCCGAGGCACUCCUGGCUUCUGUAAUUGCUGACAUUGUCCUCCUCUCAUGUGUUGGCCUUCGCAUUGUCUUUGUGCAUGGUGGUGGGCCAGAGAUCAACCAGUGGCUGGGAAAACUCAGCAUCAAGCCCAAUUUCCUCAAUGGCCUUAGAGUCACCGAUGCCUCCACUAUGGAAAUUGUGUCCAUGGUGUUGGUUGGUAAAGUGAAUAAAAAUCUCGUUGCUUUGAUCAAUAAAGCUGGUGCAACUGCAGUCGGCUUAUCUGGAAUUGAUGGUCGGAUUUUAACUGCCCGGCCAUCUCCCAAUGCUGCACAGCUUGGGUUUGUGGGGGACAUUGCCAGUGUUGACCCCUCUAUAAUCCUGCCGCUUGUGGAUAAUAACCAUAUACCAGUGAUUGCCUCUGUAGCAGCUGAUGCAACGGGGAAGGCAUAUAAUAUUAAUGCAGACACUGCAGCUGGCGAGCUUGCAGCAGCUUUGGGUGCGGAGAAGUUGAUUCUACUGACAGACGUGGCGGGGAUACUUGAGGAUCGUGAUGAUCCAGGGAGCUUGGUAAAGGAGAUUGAUAUCAAAGGGGUGAAGAAGAUGGUGUUGGACGGGACGAUUGCAGCUGGGAUGAUCCCCAAGGUGAACUGCUGUGUGAGGUCCCUGGCUCAAGGUGUUAGGACAGCUAGUAUUAUAGAUGGGCGGCUGGAGCAUUCACUACUUCUUGAGAUUCUCACUGAUGAAGGGGCUGGAACGAUGAUCACUGGGUAAACUACUGUCCAUAAGUUGUAUGCAUUUAGAUUCUCAAAAAAUAAACUCCUUUGGCUAUUUAGUUUUGCUCGUAAGUUGACAGUAAAUCACCCUUUCUGUAACUUAGUCAUCCAUUCUUGUACCUGAGCCUGAACAUGUAAUCUUUGAGUAUGCUAUUCUUAAGAAACUAUUAGCCUCUGAAUUGCUUUAAUGAUGAGCAUUCCUUUAUGGUAUAUGGUACCCAUAUUUAUUC